Chilo suppressalis (striped riceborer) is the source of this 3878-nucleotide messenger RNA. The record is from the annotation of a GenBank genome assembly. NCBI's taxonomy places the organism in Eukaryota, Metazoa, Arthropoda, Insecta, Lepidoptera, Crambidae.
CCGCUUAUACAGGUGUAGUAUAAGCACAUCGCGACCGGAACAUGGCAUGCCAUGCAGUCGCGCCGGUGCCUCUGCAGAACAACAGCUGCACUGAACUACUGUUCCAAUACCAAAAUGUUUGUUGAGUUCCAAUUUUAAAUGCAAAAUUGACGAUGUUUAUUUUUUUUAUAAUAACUGAAACAUGUGCAACCACGUGGUGAUGAUUUCUUUGGAUCCAUCUGAGUCGACUUUACAAAAGAAAAUGUGUAAAUCCGCAACGUUCGGACGUAUAUGGCACGCGAGCCGGCGCGCCCUCAGCCUGGAACACGCGCCUGCGCACCAGUUCGCGUGCUGCCAAUGGCAAGCCACUGCGCAGCCCUCUAUCCCCUACCUAGUCUACAGAUGGCUGGUAUUUAUCACAGUAUUAUCAACGGGGAUAGCAAGUUUCGCGUGCCAACGGCUCCCGCCGCGGUACGACGGCCCCAAGGUAGAGCUAAACUACUUCAAGUGGUUUAUAUACUUCACCAACUGGGGGUUCAUGCUCAUAGCACUGCAAGCACUCCUCGCGCUCGCUGUCGUGCACUCGUAUAGAUCUCAGAAGACUUUUAACAACCCUUGUGAAGAUGACGAUGCCCUUAUGCCUCGGCGACCGCGCACACCAUUACUAUACCGAGCAUACUGGCUCUCCCAGAAUAUCGCCACUGACCUGGCUUUCGUCAUCACACUCAUAUACUGGACUGUAGUAUAUGAUCCUAAAAUCCAUGACAUAAACGCACUUAAUUUACUCGUCCACGGGGGGAACUCGUUAGUGAUGAUCUGCGAGCUGCUGGUGACGACGCAUCCGAUACGCGCCGCGCAUGCGCUGUACGGCGUCGGCGUAGGCGUCGCCUAUGGCGUCUUCAGCGCUGUUUACUGGGCGCUCGGAGGAACCGACCGGUUCGGCCUGCCCGCCAUCUACCCACCUCUCAACUGGAACCAUACUGGAUCGGCGUUCGGAUUCGUGGCAUUGUGCGCUGUGAUUCUCCUUCUGGCGCACGCAUUCGCGACGUGCGUGGCCGCAAUGCGCGUGCGCGUGGCGGCGCGCGUGCGUUCGCGAGCACUGGGCGAACGCCUCUCGCUGCCCACGCACUGACCUAGGCGCACCGACGCACUCACUGCUUUAUACAUGAUACUAGCCCUCGUCGCUAUGUGGAAUAAUGGCGGCUAUUGCCACAAAGAACUGUAGUUUAUCCCGUACUAUACCCAAUGACAUUAAAAUCGUACUACCAGCAAAAUUACACAGCGUUUAACUUAAACUGCGCUGGCUAAUUGCACUACCAUUUCAUUCAUUCCAUUAAUAUAAAAUUUACUAACGUAAAUUAGACUGCAAAUUUUUUAGACUGUAAAAUCGUACCUACAAACUACACAGCGUUAAACGAAAACACUGCUGGCUAUUUCUACUACCAUUUCAUUAAUAUAAAAUUUAUUAUAGUUAAUGAGACUGCUAAUUUGUUGCAAACUAUACAAAAAUAUAAUCAUUCUGGUGCUGUUAUAGAUAUUUAUGAUAUUUGUGCGGUAAGUUAGUUGUUACAAACGAGUAGACGAAUGUAAGCCGGACACGAAGUCGAGGGUUUACCAUAGUCACGAGUUUGUAAAACCUAAUUCAGCACGACUGUCAUACAAUGUUUUUCAAAACAUUUGCGAGAAAACAUUGCACUACCUAAUUUAAACAAUGAAGCAAAUUUUUCGAUUAAGAAAAUGGCGCGUAUUUCUACAUGGCGCCACCUGCAGAUAGUAAAAAUUAAAAUUACGUCUUUCAUUUCUUUAGUAUUAAAAUGAUAAAACUCAUACAUUAAAAAUCAAUUCCAAGGAGGUUCGAUCGAAAUAAAAAAAACCGUAAAGGAUACGCACGGCGCCAUAUAUGGGAGCGGGUUGGUAAAAUGCUUUCCGCACGCUCCGUUGGUCAACGGCCCAUAAUUUUCGAACAAAGUUCAACCUCUGUAAAUGCAUUUUUUGAGCAAAUGUGUUGAAAACGUUAUUUUUGCAAUUGCAGCCCCGUAGCUCAAGUAAAUCGGGCAGAUAAGAUAGUUAAUGUUUAGUUAAAAUCCGAAUUCCAAAAUUUGAUAUUUUUAUCAUCAUACCAUGCACAUAUUAUGUCCACUAGAUCGGUGCAUUAAUUACAAUGAAUUGUUUGACAAUUUAUAAUUAUUGAUAUAAGAUAAAAAUAAGGACAUUUGCGAGUGUCUAUGUAAUUGUAUCUAUGCCUGGAAAAAGAAUGAUAGUAGAUUUCACAACGAUAUCGUUGAGAUUUCAUUAUAAUACGCGACUAAGUCUAGAUAUAACAUUUCCUUAAGAGAUGGUUAGUGUAUCAAUCUAAAAGGAUGAAAUAUGUAGGUGCCUACUUUGGACAUGGUACUUUUUCCGCGACUUAAUCCAACGUUGAAUUGUAAAAAAAAAUAAUGUAAUUUUGAAUAACGUGUGUAAUACCGUUUAAAAAACUACGGUAACUUCGAAACUAACACUGUCCAUUUUGCAUUAAGGUAAAUUUUACUCAAUUUUUUACAUUAUUUUAAAUCGCGAAAUGUAUAGAUCUUGUCUAAUGCAUUCAGAUUUACAUGACCGAGAUCAGAUUAUUUCAUUGCUCUUCUGCUCUGUGUGUACUCAGCUCAUUGUAAGAUAAGGUUUAUUAUAUACCUACUUUAACGACAAUAUUGUAUGCUGUGCUGUGAAAUUUUGCAUAUCAUAGAUGCAAAUUAUUUUUAUAAGAAACAAACAAAUACUUAAGUUUUGAAAGCUAAAACAAAAACAAAACAACUUUAUUCAUUCAUUUUACUAUAUUUUUGACAAUUAAUCUGUAAUGCAAACAAACGAAGAAUGACUGAGCUUGAAAAGAAGCUAUAGGCACGGUAAUAAUAUCAUAUUACCGUGCUAUAGGUAUAUACUACACUCUACAGCAAAUAAACCGAGUCACCCGCUACAACUUGGAUAUCUGAUUCGAUUUUCUCAAAAAAUAUAAAACUAACAUACCUACAUCAAUUAUCAAAACGAAAUCUACUGACAGUGAAUUUUAUAAUCAAAUUCCGAAGUAGCAAGUGACCCGGUGUAUUUGCUGUACAUACCUAUACCUAUUUUAGAUCUAAUUCAAAUGCAUUUAUAUUUCAGACUUAGAUAACAUAAUAAUACCUACUUAUAAUUUAAGAUUUCCGAUCUAUCAUUCCAUUUGAUAAAAGCAAUAAUUUAACAUGAGUGAUUUUAGUUAAAAUAAUAAUAGUAAAGUAUAUACCAAAGCAUGUGUUAAUAAGAUGACUAUGUUCCUCUUGUAAUAAGUGAUUACUAUUAAUGUAGUACCUAUUUGAUUAAAACAUGAUUUAAAUCUUUAUUAUUACCUAUGUUUAUUUCACCUAUGGAUAACAUUACCUAUAUGUUUAUAUGGAUCAAUAAAAAAGCUGUGCUUAAAAAUCAUACAAAAGUUUAAUUUCACUGUGUCUUUUAUAAAUGAAAGACUAUAAAAUCAUUAAGAUGCUUACUUUCCUCAUGGUAGCUGAGAGUCGGAUUCAAUUACCAUAGGGUACAAAUAUAAAUUUAAAAAUAAUAAAACGUUAAUAAACAAAAAAGUAAGAAAAUAUUUGUUCUAGGAACCUAAGUCAUAAAACUGUUAUGAUUAUGAGGUAUCUAGCCAAUCAAAUAUCUUUUAUUAGUUAUAGGUAUACUUUUCCUCAUUACUUACCAAUAUAAGUAUCUACGAGUAUUUUGACUAUAUAUAUGAAGUAGAAGACUUUUUUGAAUAAUACUUAAGAUAUGUCAUAAUUGUAAACUCACAUUAUUUGUAUGUCGACUGUUAAUCCUAUGCCUAUUAUGUGAUAUAAUAAAAAAUAUGUAUACGUAAACAUUUUCCUUGUUUCUAAUUUAAAUUCAAUUCU